Molecule: messenger RNA, 201 nt
Organism: Anisakis simplex (herring worm)
Lineage: Eukaryota; Metazoa; Nematoda; Chromadorea; Rhabditida; Anisakidae
Source: the annotation of a GenBank genome assembly
AUGACGGCUGGUCUUGAACAGGGUUCAGAUUCUACCGUGACUGUUGAUCUUGAACAGGAUUUAGAUUCUACCGUGACUGUUGGUCUUGAACAAGGUUUAGAUUCUACCGCGACUGUUGGUCUUGAACAAGGUUCAGAUUGUACCAUGACGGUUUGUCUUGAACAGAGUUUAGAUUCUACCGUGACUGCUUGUCUUGAAUAA